GUGGCCGUCAGUGCUUGCUUAACCGUCGCGGUGAUAGCAGGUGCGAAUAUACACGUUCAUUCUUAAAACUCUCCGAUUUGUUCGGGUGUAAGAUCCUUCGUGUUGUUUUUUUUUUUUUUUUUUUACAUCGUUUUCAAACGUUCGGAAACAAGUGUUGGCAGCAGCAAACACGACAAACGAAUCUUCCGGUUGGGACGUUUCCUCGACGUCGUAAGCGGAGGAAGUUGCGUCCUUCCGUCUAAUUUAAAACAGGUUUGUUUUACCGUAGAAGACAUGGGAUGGCGAGGCUUUCUGUUAGCUGUUCUACUAUCGGGAACAAUUUCAAGUAUCACGGCCGAACCAUAUUACACAAUUAUCGCGCCGAAAGUGGUACGUCCCGACUCGGAAUAUCAUGUAGCGGCCAGUAUCACCGGCAUAUCCACACCGACAGUAAUAUAUGUUGAGUUGACCGGUGAACUCGAUACGGGAGGAAUAUUCAAUGUUUCACGAAGCGUAACCGUCGAGCCUUAUUCGACGAAAAUCAUACGAUUAGACAUCGGAGAAACCACGCCGGGGAAGUACAAACUGACAGCGCGCGGUCUAUCUGGUAUCAAUUUUUACAAAACAAAGGAAAUCGAUUAUGUACACAAAAGCUUUUCCGUUUUCAUACAAACCGAUCGGGCGAUCUACAAGCCCGGACACAAAGUCAUGUUCCGUUGUAUCAUAUUGGACUCGAGGCUGAGACCAAGCAUUGUCGGACCGACGGAUGUGUAUAUUAUUGAUGGGGAUGGAAAUCGUAUCAAACAAUGGAAUCGUCCAUCGGUGACUCAUGGAAUCUUCAGCAGCGAAUUGGAAUUGUCGCAAUCGCCAAUAUUGGGAAAUUGGAAGAUUGUUGCCACUGUGGGCGAUCAGACGUUCGAAAAAGACUUUGAGGUAGCGGAGUACGUCUUGCCGAAUUUCGAGGUGACGAUCGAUUCGCCGAAACACGUGCAAUUCAAAGAAUCCAAAAUUGUGACAACUAUUCACGCAAAGUACACGUACGGAAAGCCGGUAAAGGGUGAGGCUACAAUAACGGCUUAUCCAGACAUUUUUUCUGGCGUCAUUCAACCGAUAUUUCAACAGCCUGUGAGAAAAGUCUUGCCAAUUGAUGGCAAAGUAACAGUUGAUUUUGACAUCUUGUCUGAACUGAGACUGACAGACGAAUACGAAAGACCAAUUAUGAUCGAAGCGGUGGUGGAAGAGGAAUUAACCACUAGGAGACAAAACACUUCGGUGCAAAUAACGUUACAUAAACACAAGUACACAAUGGAACUGAUAAAAACGUCGGAGUAUUUCAAGCCGGGAUUGAAAUUUACUGCUUUUCUGAAGCUCGCGUAUCACGACGGAUCACCGGUGCAAGAUACCAAACAUCCCGUGCUGAUCGCGUACGGUUACACGUACAAUCAGUCAGCGUACUCGAAUAUUUCACGCAUGCUGGACGAGCACGGGAUGAUACAAUUGGAUUUCUAUCCGCCUAAGUCGGACAGUAAUAUCUCGUAUCCUCUGAACAUAGAGGCGCAAUACUUGAAUCUUCACGAAUGGUUUCCCGUGACCAAUCAAGCCACAUCUUUAAGCAACGACUACAUCCAAGCGACACUAAAAACCGAGAAACCAACGGUGAACAGUUACGUCGAAAUCGAGGUGAAUUCUACAGCACCACUGAAAUACGUUAGUUACGAGAUACUCGGGCGCGGUGAUAUUCUGGAUGCGGGAUCGAUCUACGUCUCGGACAAGUACACGGCAAAUUUCAGAUUCUUAGCGACAUAUGUCAUGGCACCUACUGCGCACGUAAUUGUUUACUACGUGCGAAUAGACGGAGAAGUUAUAGCGGACUCGUUGGACGUUGAACUUUCGGGAACGCUGCAAAACUUCGUCGAUAUUAAAGUGACACCCGGUGAGGUCAUGCCUGGAGAGAAUGUCAACCUCAUGAUAUCCUCGAAGCCAAAUUCCUUCGUUGGACUGCUGGGUAUUGAUCAGAGAUCUAUCCUGUUAAAAUCUGGAAAUGAUAUAUCCCACGAAGAAGUGUACAAAGAACUGCGUUCCUACGAUCCUGGAGAAGUAUCGCCGUAUUCAGAUUCGUUCUUCGAUCGUCCGCUUUGGAGACCCGGCUCGGGAACCGCGGAUGAUGUGUUUCAAAAAACUGGCGUGAUUAUUCUCACUAACGGGUACGUGCACGAGAACUACGCCAUACGACCGCAGAUUUUGGAAGGUAGAAUAACGGGCUCGCCUCAUGGGUUGUCCACGCUUCGACCAGAUCUUGGUCCACCUGUCACGCACAGAUUAGCGACAAGACCACCAUUGGCAGGUCCUUACGCCUUCUCUCGCAUCCCACCUCCUGUCUGGAAUAAGCCCCGUGUAUUCCUAAUGCAUGACAUCUUAAACACCUGGCUUUUCACAAACUUCUCUUCAGGAUACAUGGGAACAGUUGAACUGCGACGAAAUGUGCCGGAUUCGAUAACGUCGUGGGUGCUUACCGCGUUCUCCGUGAACGAUGCGAACGGGCUGGGUCUCAUAGAUGAACCGAGAAAGCUGAAAGUGUUCAGACCGUUCUUCAUAUCCAUGGAUUUGCCGUAUUCGGUAAUACGCGGCGAAAUCGUAGGGAUACAGAUUGUAGUGUUCAAUUACAUGAACAAAGAUCUGACAGCCGAAGUGCUGCUGACGAACGAGGGUCAAUUUGACUUCGCGGAGGUAUCGAAUGAGGUUCACGACGCUCCGAAAUUGGAAUUAUAUCGAAAGAAAACGGUCGACGUGAAAGCUAAUUCCGGUUCCACCGUGUCGUUCAUGAUUAUCCCGCGAGAUCUGGGAUACAUCACUAUAAAAGCGACCGCUAACAGCGUGUUGGCCGGCGACAGCGUUGAGCACAAGUUACUUGUGAAAGCUGAGGGAGAAACGCAAUACAAGAACAAGGCGAUAUUUUUGGAUUUGAGAAACGCCGUGCGCACAGAUACGAACAUCACCAUCGACAUACCUAACAACGCGGUGCCGGGUUCCGAGAACAUACAAAUCUCUGCAGUCGGCGAUAUCUUGGGUCCAAGUAUUCCGAACUUGGCAAAUCUGAUCAGAAUGCCGUUCGGUUGCGGCGAGCAGAACAUGCUGAAUUUCGUGCCGAACAUCGUCAUUUUGAAUUAUCUCAAGAAUACUAACCAAUUGACGCAAGCUGUGCAGAGCAAAGCGUUGAAAUACUUGGAUGUUGGCUACCAACAAGAACUGACUUACAGACACACCGAUGGUUCCUUCAGCGCGUUCGGCAUGUCAGAUCCUACUGGCAGUACGUGGCUUACGGCCUUCGUAGCGAAAUCUUUCAAACAAGCGGCGGAAUAUAUAGCGAUUGAAGACAGGAUCAUAAACGAGGCGUUGGAAUGGCUGUCCAACAAUCAGGCUUCGAACGGCUCAUUCCCCGAAGUAGGUAGGGUGAGCCAUCGCGAUAUGCAAGGCGGAGCAGCGAAGGGACUUGCUUUAACGGCGUACACGCUUAUUGCUUUUCUCGAAAACGAGGAUGCCGUGGUGAAAUAUCGCAAUACGAUAAACAAAGCUGUCGACUACAUCGUGCGUAAUCUCGAGGACCUAAACGACACGUACGCACUGAGUUUGUGCGCUUACGCCUUGAAUUUGGCGAACCAUCCGUACGAAACGUCCGCGUUUAACUACUUGGAGUCAAAAGCCAUGACGAAGCAGGACCUCAAGUGGUGGAGCAAACCCGUUCCAAAGGACGACAAGAAUCCGCAUUAUUCCCUACCGCGUUGCGUUGACGUCGAAAUGACGUCUUACGCUCUACUCUCCUACAUCAGACGUAAUUUGGUCGCUGACGCGAUCCCUGUGAUGAAGUGGCUUGUCAAACAGAGAAAUACGGAAGGCGGCUUCGCCUCAACGCAGGAUACCGUAAUCGGACUUCAAGCACUGGCGAAGCUUGCUGAGAAAAUAUCGAAGGACGCAGGCUCAGUUCAGAUCGCGUUCAAGUACGGACAAGACGGUGAAACUCAAAUGAACAUAAACAAGGGUAACUCGAUGAUACUUCAAAAACAGAUAUUACCUUCGAAAACGCGACUCGUCAAUGUAACAGCGUCUGGCAGAGGAUUUGCACUUAUACAAGUGUCUUAUCAUUACAAUCUGAACGUCACCGGAGCCUGGCCGUUGUUCACAUUAGAUCCUCAAGUGAAUAAAAAUUCCAACGCUAAUCACUUGCAACUUUCCAUCUGUUCAGGAUUCGUUCCGACUAGAGAAGCGAAUGAAAGCAAUAUGGCCGUGAUGGAGGUAAGUUUACCUUCUGGCUUUACCGUAGACCGAGACUCUCUGCCGAGUCUGGAAGUUUCGUCGAGUGUGAAACGCGUGGAGACCAAACACGGCGAUACAAUGGUGGUUCUGUACUUCGACAAGAUGGUGAAACAAGAAUAUUGUCCUACCGUGUCCGCGUUUAGGACACACAAAGUAGCCAUGCAAAAACCAGUUCCUGUUUCUAUUUACGACUAUUACGAUUCGUCGAGAAGAGCGAGAGCGUUUUACGAGCCUAGAAGAACGACCUUGUGCGAUCUGUGCGAGGAUGAGGAUUGCGAGGAUUUGUGCGUUUCCAAACCCGGCAAACGAAAAGACAACGACAUACUGUCCGCCGCGUCUCACAUUCACACCAGUGUAUAUUGGCAAUUCGCGUUCUUCUCGUUUUACUUUCUGCUUCGUGAAUAUUUGUAAUUAUAAAUUUGUUAUCGAAGACAAAAUUAUUUUAUGCAAUACUUUUAAAUAUCUGACGAAAUAACGUAAUGAAGCUGUAUAAGUUGCGACCAAAGUACUUGUUAUGCACAGAUAUAUCUUAAGAUAUUACGGAUCCAUUUCCCGCGUGUGAAAUGUAUGUCCGAAACAAACUAACAUAAGAGUUAAUUACCGAUAAUAUAUAUAUUAAGUUUA
Messenger RNA from Pseudomyrmex gracilis, 4914 nucleotides. RefSeq names its product CD109 antigen-like. The transcript has 27 exons. Lineage: Eukaryota; Metazoa; Arthropoda; Insecta; Hymenoptera; Formicidae. Gene Ontology annotation, cellular component: extracellular region. Bases 274 to 4701 code for a protein of 1475 amino acids. The record is from RefSeq and is a predicted model, not a curated record. Gene Ontology annotation, molecular function: endopeptidase inhibitor activity.